AAUAAAAUUACUGUUCUAUCUCUUGUAUAAGAAAUUAAUAAAAAUGCUUCUUGAAAUUAUAAUUACUUCCAUAAAAUUAUUAUAAAGUAAAACUUAAAGUAAAUUUUUCUAUUUGGAUAUAAGUUUGGAAACCUUAUUAAACAAUGUAAUUUUCGAAUAAUUAACUGAAAAAUAAGCAUUAAAUUUCGUUGUACAACCUUUAGCUGACACGACUAUGACUGCUGCACACAUUUUGUUCAUGGAGUCGGCCAAUUUUCUAAUAAAAUUCUCUAGGUAUUUUUUGUCAGUCCUUUUAAAGCCUUUUCAGUAGGUUUGUCUUAUUUUUUAUUAUGUACCACCGCAUAUUCCUUUCGAAAUAAUCCCAAACAUGUUCUAUAGGGUUUAGAUUCAGUAAUUGUGAAGGCCAUUGCAGAACCGUUUCUUGUUCGAACUAGUCUUUUAUGUAUUUGGAAGCAUGCUUUGGGUUGCUGACCUGCAAAAACAAUCAUCUUAGUGGAAUAUUAUCCUCUGCGAAAGCAAAAAAAGGUAUAGAAUAUAUUUUCUAUACUGUCGGGACUAAAUUUGAGCUAUACUUAUCAAGUUAUUAUUAUUUAAUCUCUAAUAACUUGCAUGUUAUUGAUAACAAUUAAUACAUUAAAGAUAAAUAUUUGGAGAACUUGUACCUACACAUAUUAUUGCGAAAUGUUACAAGAUGAUGAUUAUUUCAUGGCGCUGGCAGUUUUGGCCUCAAAACGGAGCCCCGAUCCAAACACUAAAGUGGGAGCGUGCAUCCUAGACAAAAACAAAAACGUAAGUGCCCUAGGUUUCAAUCGUUUCCCUAGGGGAUGCCAAAAUUUUCCGUGGUCCAGAGAAGGUGAAAUGCUGGAAACGAAAUACGCUUACAUCCUGCACGCUGAAACCGACGCGUUGACUAAAAAAACACUAAAUGUUGAGGGUGGUGAAUUGUAUGUGACUUUGUUUCCGUGUAACGAAUGUGCAAAACUCGUCAUAGAGUCGGGAAUUACAAAAGUCACUUAUUUAUCUAAUAAAUACGAGGACACGGAUGCAGUGAAAGCUUCGCGGAAAUUGUUGGAAGCUGCCGGAAUAAAAUAUAUAAAGUUCGAGCCUAAAGGAAAUGAUAAGGUUGAAUUAAAUCUUAAGGAUUGAACUAUCUAAAGAAUUUGCUUUGA
Molecule: messenger RNA, 1169 nt
Organism: Aethina tumida (small hive beetle)
Lineage: Eukaryota; Metazoa; Arthropoda; Insecta; Coleoptera; Nitidulidae
Product: probable deoxycytidylate deaminase
Exons: 3
Coding region: 610-1146 (178 amino acids)
Molecular function (GO): hydrolase activity; zinc ion binding
Source: RefSeq, a predicted model, not a curated record